UCCACACUCAAUCGUCGCAUUCCGUACUGCUUCGCCUGAAAGUCGCCGAAUUGAAGCACGCAAAGCACGUAAUUCACCAUGAGACUGCAAACGCUCCUGUCCACAGCGCUCCUCGCAGCAACCACGUUUGCAGCAGAAGACUCUCCAAAUGAAUCGGCAGCAUCGCCAUCUCCCGACCCGACCCCCGCCGGCGCUCUCUGGAGCGCGAAAUGGGACACCGCCGACCUGCAGCCGUACCAGCGAAAGUGCCUGAACCGCAACACCUACACAGCCAAGAUUUACAAGCUCUCUGAGCUGUACCCCGAUCUCAAAGAAUUCGCCCCAGACCUAAAGAUCUUCUACAACAAGCAACUAUAUGCAGGCUCCUGGUCCGGGCACGAUGCGCACGGCGAGAAGCGCGAACUCAUGCGCAUGUCCACUUCAUCGCUACCUUACAAAGUCCGAGAAUGGCUCAAGAAGACACCGAAGCAGAAGCACUUCAAUGUUCAAGACGACAAUGUGUUUUUCGCGCCCGGCGCGAUUUACCCGAUAUUGCCGCUGUGGGUAGACGAGCCGGAGGACGCAGAGUGCGAGGACGUGUUCGAUGAUUUGGACUUGUAUAGUAAUGAGCCAGCGGAUGGAAAGGUGGUCGGGAAAUUAAGUCAUACAUAUGAUGAGGACAAGGAGGUUACGUUCACGGUUGAAGCGAUGGUGUUGAAGGGGAAGGGAAAGGCGCCGACAAGGAAAGAGGGGCAGAACGACGAGUUGUGAACGUAGAUUUCAUGGCUGGCGUGCCAGGCGUUUCCGGACCUGAAUAGAUAUGAUUUGCCAUUCAAGCUUCUUUGCCUUGGUCUG
This is a messenger RNA of Parastagonospora nodorum SN15, 834 nucleotides long. RefSeq lists its product as hypothetical. The transcript has 2 exons. NCBI's taxonomy places the organism in Eukaryota, Fungi, Ascomycota, Dothideomycetes, Pleosporales, Phaeosphaeriaceae. Bases 79 to 750 code for a protein of 223 amino acids. The record is from RefSeq and is a predicted model, not a curated record.